Drosophila subpulchrella is the source of this 3872-nucleotide messenger RNA. Its product is annotated as importin-4-like. The record is from RefSeq and is a predicted model, not a curated record. Gene Ontology annotation, cellular component: cytoplasm; nucleus. Gene Ontology annotation, molecular function: nuclear import signal receptor activity; small GTPase binding. Gene Ontology annotation, biological process: protein import into nucleus. Bases 266 to 3520 code for a protein of 1084 amino acids. The transcript has 8 exons. Lineage: Eukaryota; Metazoa; Arthropoda; Insecta; Diptera; Drosophilidae.
UUCAUUACACUUUUGUAGCCCAGCAGAUCAACACGCGUAGUAAACCAAAAAAUUCCUUUCUUUGAAAUAUAAAACAAAAUUUAUUGAAAUAGUUAAUAGACACAAAACGUGCAACGCCGAAACACAUCCAACCCUGGUCGCAUUUUCGCGAAUUCUCCCCGGCUUCCCACUUCUCAAUUCCGCUCGUGCUCUUUUCGGCGGCUGUGAUUUAUCCCGUAGUGCACUCGAUUUUGGACAGGACACACAUCCACAAACUCGCUGAAAAAUGGAGGCAGCUAUGCUGGAACUAAUCAAUGGACUCCUGGCCACGGACACGGAGCGAAUUCGCCAGUCGACCGACCAGUUGAUGAAGGCCUACGAGAAUCCCGAUACUUUGUUGUGCCUCGCCCAGAUCGUAACGUCGAACAAUGAGACACAGGUGCGCCAGUUCGCCGCCGUGCUCCUCAGGAAGCGACUGAACAAGCUGCGCCACUGGCAGAUGCUUUCCGCCGAGCAUCAGGCAGCCAUUAAAUCGACCAUGUUGCAAGUCCUGAUCACGGAGAAGGAAAGAAGCGUUAAGAACGCGGUGGCCCAGCUGAUUGGCGCCCUGGUACGCCACGAGGCGGAAAAGGGAGAGUCCUGGAUGACGGAGCUGCUCAACUUUGUCUACGAACGCUGCAGCAGUUCCGAUCCCAAGGAGAGCGAGCUGGGCGCCACCAUCUUCUCCACACUCACGGACUCCGCCCCCGAUCAGUUUGCGCUCCACAUGGAGGCCAUCUUCCAGCUGUUCGCCGGUGUUCUAGUAGCCGCCGAGGCAUCCGGCGACCUGGCCACACCAACCGUGUACGAGAUGCUGGUCGGCACAUGCUACCUGCUGCCGUUCAUCAGUGGUCACAGUGCUGCCGAGCAGACGGUCGUCAAGGCGAUGCCGCUGAUCCUCAAGGCCCUGCACGCCUUCGCCCAGAAGGGGGAUGAACAAAAGUUCAUGGGCGCCUUUGAUAUUGUGGACCACAUGGCCGAGUAUGUGCCCCAUUUGCUAAACACUAAUGUCAAGCCGCUGCUGGAGUUCAGUCUGGUAAUAGCGGGCGACAAGCAGCUCGAGGAUCCGAUUCGCUGCCAGGUGAUAUCCUUCAUUGCCGUCCUUGGCCGCAUUAAGAAGAAGCCGAUAUUGAAGCAAAAACUGCUCGAGCCCAUUCUAUCCGUUUUGUUCGAAGUGAUGUGCCAGCACGAAUGCGAAGAUGCAGACGAGGAUUACUUUACCGAGGAGAGCGAGGGUAAACCAGCGUCCGCGGCUGUGCAUGCCCUAGACCAGAUGGCUCUUAACAUGUCGCCGGAAAAGUUUAUUCCGCCGAUGCUGCAGCUGUUGGAGCCGGCGUUGCAGAACCCGGAUCCUGCGUAUCGUCGUUCCUCCUUUAUGUGCAUGGGCGUCAUCGCCGAGGGUUGCUCCGAGGCCAUUAUCAAUAAGUAUCUGGAGGUCAUGCUGAAUAUCAUCAAAGCCGGAAUUGCCGACUCCGUGUCGUUGGUGCGCGCCUCUGCUUUCUUCGCACUUGGUCAGUUUUCCGAGCAUUUGCAGCCAGAUAUCUCGAAGUUCGCUCCACAGAUUCUGCCCGUCCUCUUCGCCUAUUUGAGCCAGCUGAUAUUGGAGCUCAAGGUGGGUGAGCCGGAUCGUAAGCACAUGGAUCGCAUGUUCUAUGCAUUGACUACCUUCUGCGAGAAUCUGGAAGAUGAGCUUGUUCCCCAUUUGCCCACACUGAUGGACCGUCUGUUCAAGAUUCUGGAACCCCAGCACCCUAUAAGCGUACGUGAAAAGGCCCUGGAAGCUCUCGCGUCUGUGUCCGACGCAGCUAAGGCGCACAUGAUGCCGUAUUUCCCCACCAUCAUGAGCAUUCUGCAGCCCUUUCUGGUAAAGGAUUGCCCCGAAGAAGGGAAAGGUCUGCGCAUCGAAGCCAUCGAAACACUUGCCGCUCUCAGUCGCAACGUGGGCAAGGAUAACUUUAUGCCGCUGGCCGACGACACAAUGAACUUCUGCCUGUUGAUGCUGGCCGAUGGUCCCGACGAUCCAGACGUCCGAAGGGUCAUUUACCGCUUGAUCGGUUCUCUGUCAACGGUGGUCAACGACAGCAUGGCCACAGUGUUCCCCAAGAUCAUGGAUCGUGUAAUGGAGUCGGUGAUCUCCACGGAGGAUAUGAUGCCUUGUGUGUCGGACAAGGAUGAAAUGGAUCCGGUCCUGGAGGCUGCCAAUGUGGAUAUCGAUUUGGAGAACACAGACGACGAGGAUGACUCUGAGGACUUAUUGGCCUACCAGACUGAGAAUGACUAUGUCGGCGAAAAGGAGGAGGCUAUUUAUGCACUCAAGGAAUUUGCUGAAAACACGGGUUCCGCCUUCGUGCCCUAUUUGCAGCCUGCUUUCGAGAACGUCUACACGGUGAUUGAUCAUCCGCAGGAGGAAAUCCGAAGGGCGUCCAUCACUGCUAUCUGCGGGUUCAUGUUGGCUCUUGAUAAGAUGAGCGACGCUGACGGUCUAGCGCGCGCCAGCGGAAUUGUCAUUCCAAAACUUGCAAAAUUAUUGCGAUCUGACGACGAAGUGGCGGUCGCAAUUCACCUGAUGGAACAGCUCUCCGAUCUUAUGAGGGAAGCCAAGCUGCCGGUCAUAACCAAACAGGAACACGUCGAUGAUAUCUGCGCCGCCAUCAAGGACGUUUUUGCCAACAAACUGGCCUGCCAGUUUAACGAGCAGAGCGGCGGUGGAGAUGAGGAGGAUGCCGAGGACAGCGAGUUCGAUGAGAUGCUGAUCGAGACUGCUUUCAAUCUGGUGCCCACGCUUAAAAAUAGCGUUGCCCCGGAGGCAUUCUCGAUGUUCUUCGGACGCAUCUACCAAUUCUUCGUUCAAAAGCUGGCCAAGGCCAAGAAGCAAGAUAUGCCCGAGCACCGGGCCUUCAUCUAUGGUGCUCUGGCCGACUGCUUCAUCGCGCUGGGGGGAUGCACGGCUAUGUAUUUCGACGCCCUGUGCCCGCUUUUUAUCGCAGGGACCAAGGACUCGGAUCCCAAAACGCGUCAGAACUGCUAUUUUGGGCUGGGUGAAAUGGUCUUCCAUGCCGAGCAAAAAUCAUUCGAAUCAUAUCCGGCCAUCUUGCAAGCCCUUUCCGAAGCAAUCAGCAGGGAGUCCAAUCCCCCUGCCUUGGACAAUAUCUGCGGAGCAGUGGCGCGCCUGAUCUGCACCAACCAUGAGGCGGUCCCGCUCGGCCAGGUGCUGCCCGUUUUCCUCAACCACUUGCCGUUGAAGGAGGACUUCGAGGAGAACGAUAUGGUUCAGAAAGCGUUCCGCGUGCUCUACAUGAAUGAUUUACCCAGCAUUGAGCCCCAUGUCGAGCAAAUGCUGAUUAUCACCAUCGACUCGGUUUUCAAGAAACAGGUGGCCAGCGAUGAGGCCACCGAAAGCGCGGUGACCUUCAUCAAGGAGAUUCGCACCCACUAUCCGGACAUUUUCAACAAAGUGGCAAACACGAAUCCGGAGGUGUUCAACUAUGUGCAAGCCCUGUAAGCACACACAUCCUCACGCCAAUACACCAAUCAGCUCUCGCCACACGUCACACAUCCGCACCCAAUCUGGCUAAUCCUCGUACUCCCUCCGCCCGCAGACAAAUCUAUUGGAAUUGAUGCAGGUGUCCCGAGAACAAUGCGCUCUGGAUAAGAAUGGGUCCGAGAAUAUAAAAAUUUUCAGUUGUACGUUAGUGUGCUUUUGCGGCGUUAAAACAUUCAGGAUAAGUGAUCUUUAAAUUUGCAAGCUGUAGUUUUUCUACCAGGCCGAAAAACCACGGCGACAUGUUUUGUAAUUUAUAAUAUCUGCACCCAGUGACAUAUGAAUAGUCUGAAAUAAACGAUACAAUAAAGGA